UCCCAUAAGAAAAGAGGGAAAGAAAUCGAUACUCCGAUUCCGAUCGAGAGAGAGGCAAGUGGAGCAGCUGCUGUACGGAACGAGGUCGGAUGGAAGGACGAAAUGCCCCAAGAAUCGAACACCGCAAGGAGGAAUCACUUCCUCCAAUCUCUGUGAGUCUUUCAUCGCAACUCGUUUGAGUUCGGCGAGACCCGAGGAGGAGAAAGAAAAAUCGUAAGUUGCGGCAGAAAUUUUUCAAAAAUCGAACAAGCAAGGAGGAAACACUUGUUCCUUUCGAUCUCCGUGAAUCUUCCAUCGCAACACGUUCGAAUCCGGUGGAGACUCGCGGAGAAUAGAGGAAAGCCUGUAGGGUUUUGGUUUCCGUUCGGCCAAGUUUGGGUUCUUCUUUGCCACAUACCACUUCGCCAUCUGAGAGAGAUCUUGAUGUUGAGUAUUCCAAGUUGCGGAUUUGCUUGCCAGAUUUUUAGGAUCCGCGAUACCUUCUGAUAAUUCCUACGUUACGCGAUCCGAAGGACGAAAACGAGCAAUGAUGAGACCUGUAGAUGAAAAGGAAAGUUUUGCAAUGGAGGUGGAGACAAUUGUCGAUUCAUCAGUGUCCUCAGUGAAGAGAUACCCUCCUGAGAUGCCUCAUAAUGGUCCUCUUUCAAGUGUUGCCUAUUCGUGGAUCCUCUGGAGAAUACUAAAAAGAUUAUCCAAAAGCAUUAAAGUUGUUAUAUUUGGCACAAAAAUUAACAUUCUACUACCUUUUGGACCUCUUUCAAUUGUUCUCCAUUUUCUUACUGAAAAUCAUGGACUAGUUUUCUUCUUCAGUUUGAUAGGUAUUACUCCUUUGGCCGAGCGUUUGGGAUAUGCAACAGAGCAGCUUGCUGCAUACACUGGUCAAACAGUUGGAGGAUUGCUAAAUGCUACUUUUGGGAAUGCAACAGAAAUGAUAAUAGCUAUAUAUGCAUUAAAAAAUGGAAUGAUUCGUGUUGUUCAACAAUCAUUGCUGGGCUCUAUAUUAUCAAAUAUGCUACUAGUUUUAGGUUGUGCCUUUUUCGCGGGAGGGGUAGUCCAUUCCAAAAAAGAUCAAAUCUUUAACAAGGCUGGUGCUGUCGUGAACUCGGGAUUGUUGUUGAUGGCUGUUAUGGGUUUAAUGUUUCCUGCAGUCCUCCACUUUACACAUUCUGAGGUGCAAUAUGGCAAGUCAGAGGUUGCCCUUUCAAGGUUUAGCAGUUGUGUCAUGCUUAUAGCUUAUGCAAGCUACCUUGUUUUUCAACUCAAGAGUCAUAGGAAUCUCUACCAUCCAAUUGAAGAUGAAGAGGGGCUCAAUGAGGCUGAUUUGGAUCAAGAUGAGCCUCCAGAAUUAAGCCAAUGGGAAGCAAUAUCAUGGCUAGCAAUUUUGACUCUUUGGAUCUCCAUUCUGUCUGAAUACCUUGUUGAUGCCAUAGAGGGAGCUUCAGAUGCGUUGAACCUGCCAAUGGCCUUUAUCAGUGUCAUUUUGCUCCCAAUUGUUGGGAAUGCUGCUGAGCACGCUAGUGCAAUUAUGUUUGCCAUGAAAAAUAAGCUUGAUAUCACUUUGGGGGUUGCAAUCGGAUCAUCUACUCAGAUAUCCAUGUUUGUGAUUCCGUUCUCUGUGGUUGUUGGUUGGCUCAUGAAGCAGCAAAUGGACUUAAAUUUUCAGUUAUUUGAGACAGCAACUCUCUUUAUAACAGUGUUGGUUGUGGCGUUCAUGCUUCAGGAUGGCACUGCAAACUAUUUCAAGGGUUUAAUGUUGAUACUCUGCUACUUCAUUGUCGCUGCAAGUUUCUACUUCCACACUGAUCCUGAAGAAAAAGACGAUUGAUUGACUGGAAGGACCAUGCCAGUACUCGUUUUGAAAAGGACCAACUGAUUGUAUUACUGACGACUUAGGUGCUGCGUCAUUUCCCUGAGGAGUUGAAGGCAUGAUGGAAGUGUGAUUAUUUGAGAGCUCAACCGCUAUGAAUUAGAAUCAGUGAACUGCUAUGGUUUAUUCCAGUGCCAUAGUUCUCUUGCAUAAGUUUAAAGGAGGCAGGAAGCCCUUUUAAGACAUCAUCUUAUCUCUUUUUUCUGUGAACUAAGUUCCCUUGGCAGAAGUGAACUCUGUUGGCAUGUUUGAAAUCUUUCAGUGGUCUUGUGGAGCUCAAUAGCUCUAUGCACGUCGAAAUUUUGAAGCAAAUCGAUUCAAUGAUAUCGAAAGAUGUAACCGUAAUAUACUUUGUGGAUU
Musa acuminata AAA Group (dessert banana) is the source of this 2227-nucleotide messenger RNA. Its product is annotated as vacuolar cation/proton exchanger 3. The transcript is spliced from 12 exons. Gene Ontology annotation, biological process: intracellular calcium ion homeostasis; calcium ion transmembrane transport. The record is from RefSeq and is a predicted model, not a curated record. Gene Ontology annotation, cellular component: plant-type vacuole membrane. Bases 527 to 1825 code for a protein of 432 amino acids. Lineage: Eukaryota; Viridiplantae; Streptophyta; Magnoliopsida; Zingiberales; Musaceae. Gene Ontology annotation, molecular function: calcium:proton antiporter activity.